GACGUUCGCGUGCAUCCACACCACCGCCGACGCCAAGUACCGUACCAGGACCGCUUGGAUUGCUCCCUACAGAGCAUCUCCGAUAGAUCGACGUGAUUCAUCCGCCCGCGCACACCUCGCCGCCGCCGCAAUGCCGACACCCGAGUCCGAACUCUUUCUCGCCAAAAAGCCCAAGGUUGCGCCAACCUUUGAUGGCGUCGACUACGAGGACAACAAAGCAUUGAAGGCUGCACAGGAUGCCAUUAUCAGGGAGCAGUGGGUCAGGAGCAUGAUGGCGAGGUUAGUUCGGGAAGAGAUGGGCAAGUGCUACCGGAGGGAGGGAGUCAACCAUUUGGAGAAGUGUGGACAUUUGCGAGAGCGAUACUUUGAGCUCCUCAAGGACGCCAAGGUUAAAGGAUAUCUCUUUGCACAGCAAAACUACGUCGACGAGGCGCUCAAGCGAUAGACGAAUCCGCAAAGAACGAUGGGUGUACACGCGAUUACACGAAUGCCAGGCGAACCAUAUGUUACCGAACAGCAACAGGGAACAGCACGAGGACAAUGCAGAGGUCGGGUUUCUGGCGGUCGACGGGCAUCGUGAGGAGAGAUGCGAUAGUCUUCUUUACAGGCGAAUCUGUACAUAAGCGUGCCGUAUAAGAGGCUGAUGUAGCACGAAUUAUAGGAACCCAAUUCAUAACUGCAAUGGUACGGUCUAUACUUAUCUAAACU
Messenger RNA from Bipolaris maydis ATCC 48331, 708 nucleotides. RefSeq lists its product as uncharacterized. NCBI's taxonomy places the organism in Eukaryota, Fungi, Ascomycota, Dothideomycetes, Pleosporales, Pleosporaceae. The record is from RefSeq and is a predicted model, not a curated record.